Molecule: messenger RNA, 549 nt
Organism: Mycena indigotica
Lineage: Eukaryota; Fungi; Basidiomycota; Agaricomycetes; Agaricales; Mycenaceae
Product: Nudix hydrolase domain-containing protein
Exons: 1
Coding region: 1-549 (182 amino acids)
Biological process (GO): ATP biosynthetic process; AMP biosynthetic process
Molecular function (GO): bis(5'-nucleosyl)-tetraphosphatase (asymmetrical) activity
Source: RefSeq, a predicted model, not a curated record
AUGUCCACAUCGAUCUCCCCAUCUACCCAGUAUUCCGCCUCCAACUUUGUUGUCUCGGCUGGCUGCGUGCUCUUCCGAAAAAGAGAAGGUGCACUGGAGCUAUGCAUUAUUCACGACCGCAAGAGAGACCAGUGGGUUCUGCCCAAGGGUCGCAAGGACUGUGGAGAAUCAACUGCUGAAGCAGCUGUCCGCGAAACAUUCGAAGAGACGGGCUAUCGUUGUGAGUUAUUACCGUGUCGGAUGGCAACACGUGCUCCACGGCCUGGGGUGAACACUCUUGACCGAGUUGAGGUUAUCGACAACAUCACCGAGCCGUUUUCUGUGGUUAUCUGGCAACAGGGAGAGCAGGGAGUGAAGCUAGUCUGGUGGUUCAUCGGGAGGGCAACAAGUGACGACAAGGUUUUGGGAACACAGGCCGCAUGGGAGGAAUAUGACUCGCACUUCGUCGAGGCAGAGGAAGCCUGCACCCGCUUGAAGUACCAGAGUGAGAUGGACACGGCGAGAGAGGCGAUUCAGAUCGUUCGUGAUGGAAACAUGGGAGGCUUGUAA